Messenger RNA from Naumovozyma castellii, 1029 nucleotides. RefSeq names its product [acyl-carrier-protein] S-malonyltransferase (gene MCT1). NCBI's taxonomy places the organism in Eukaryota, Fungi, Ascomycota, Saccharomycetes, Saccharomycetales, Saccharomycetaceae. The record is from RefSeq and is a predicted model, not a curated record. The transcript has a single exon. The coding region runs from base 1 to 1029 and encodes 342 amino acids.
AUGAGACUCAUAACCUUCCCAGGCCAGGGAACAUCCAUCUCCAUCCCAGUGCUCAAAGCUCUCAUAAGAAACAAAUCCAAGCAAUUCCAACUCAUACUGAACAACAACGGCACCAACGCCAAUGACCUGCUGAACUUCAUCUUCCGCAACCCUUCCAACCCAGGAUCCAUCGCCGUGUGCUCCAACCUACUCUACCAAUUGUACAAGAUAUCCUCCCUCACUCCCACACCAGCCGAUGAACCACCGCUUUUAUUAGGCCAUUCACUGGGCGAACUCACUUGUCUCUCCAUCAACAACCUCUUCACACUCAACGAUCUAUUCAAAAUAUCAAACUAUCGUAACGAUCUAAUGAUCAAAUACACCGAGAAAUACCUCAUCGCUCACAAGAUAAACCAUUCCAGUAAGUUCGAAAUGUGGGCCCUCUCAUCACCAAACGCCUCUGAUCUCCCGGAACAAGUAUACCAAUUACUGACGUCGUUGCCCAUACCGAAUGGCACAGUCUCCAUAGCAAACGCAAACUCACCAAAGCAAUGCGUCGUCACGGGGCUCGUCGAGGAUCUGGAGUCUCUAAGAACAGAACUACAUAUCUCAUUCCCGAAAUUGAGAAUCACUGAAUUGACAAACCCAUCAAAUAUACCCUUCCAUAAUGAUAGAAUAUUGAGACCCAUCCAAGAACCACUCUACGAUUACAUUUGGUCCAUCUUGAAACAGAAUAAUACUCAGACAAUGACGGAAUUGCCCAUGGGCAUCAUCGCGAAUUUGGACGGUGGUGUCUCCAGAUUUGUUCAUCAUGCCCUAGAGAAAUUCAUCAAGUGUUCCUCCAACACGGUGGAGUUCACCAAGUGUUACGAAACUAUUAAUAAUAAGGCGUUUAAUGUCACGGAUUCAGUGUGUAUUGGACCGGGGAACGUCAUAUUUAAUCUCGUAAGGAGGAAUUGUCCCGAUGUGGUGCCCUUUGAGUAUUCGUCUUUGACAACGGUCAAUUUGUUCCAUGAACACGAGCUGCAAUUGCAGGAGGACAAGAAGUAA